AUGCGUCAAGUCCUCGUGAAUCCGUUAAGUGGAUAUUAUAUGGAUAAAGAUGUGUUUGGUACCCAAGGUGAUUUCAUUACGUCGCCCGAGAUCAGUCAGUUGUUUGGUGAGAUGACUGGUAUUUGGUACUUGACAGAAUGGAUGCGACUCGGCAAACCCAAGAAAACUCAACUCGUAGAGCUUGGACCUGGGCGCGGAACACUGAUGAGUGAUAUGCUACGCACAUUGGCACAGUUUCCAUAUUUCUACGAGACCAUCACAGGGAUUCAUUUAGUAGAGGCUAGUCCUGGAUUGCGAAAAAUACAGCGGUCUGCAUUGACCAAAAACGCGGAUGAUGUGGAGGGAAACGUAGAAAAGGCCACCCGGGCGGAUGGCAUUGAUGUCUUUUGGCAUGAUGGUGUUGAAGUAGUUCCAGAAGGAUGGUCGUGCAUUAUGGCGCAUGAAUUUUUCGAUGCUUUGGCCGUACACAGUUUCGAGAAAACCAAAGAUGGGUGGAGGGAACUAUUGGUCGAUUUUGAUGAUACAGAUGAAACCCAGAGCCUGGCUGACUUGAUAAGCAGAGGAGGAGGCACUGGUUUAGUUAUCGAUUACGGUCAAGACUAUGCCCAAGGCGACACACUCAGAGCUAUCAAGAAGCACCAAAUCGUCCAUCCUAUGAGCGAUCCAGGCAGUGCCGAUUUAAGUGUUGAUGUAGAUUUCGCUGCUUUGAAGCUUGCUAUGGGCAGCAAAUAUCCUGAUAUCACAACGCAUGGCCCAGUAACCCAAUCCAAAUUUUUACAAUCACUGGGCAUCCAAACGCGACUGGAGAUGCUUUUGAAGAACGCUAAGACAUCAGAAAGCCGGACAAGUCUCGUCAAAGGUUUCCAACGUUUGCUUGACCCUGCUAUGAUGGGAAGAAUCUACAAAGUGAUGUCAUUUGCAAAGGAAAAUGAUGCUACGAAAGAAAAGCCUGUUGGUUUCCAAUGA
Molecule: messenger RNA, 966 nt
Organism: Zychaea mexicana
Lineage: Eukaryota; Fungi; Mucoromycota; Mucoromycetes; Mucorales; Lichtheimiaceae
Product: S-adenosyl-L-methionine-dependent methyltransferase
Exons: 7
Coding region: 1-966 (321 amino acids)
Biological process (GO): mitochondrial respiratory chain complex I assembly
Cellular component (GO): mitochondrion
Molecular function (GO): protein-arginine omega-N symmetric methyltransferase activity
Source: RefSeq, a predicted model, not a curated record